Messenger RNA from Corticium candelabrum, 2028 nucleotides. Its product is annotated as alanine aminotransferase 2-like. Gene Ontology annotation, molecular function: L-alanine:2-oxoglutarate transaminase activity; pyridoxal phosphate binding. Gene Ontology annotation, biological process: biosynthetic process. The record is from RefSeq and is a predicted model, not a curated record. NCBI's taxonomy places the organism in Eukaryota, Metazoa, Porifera, Homoscleromorpha, Homosclerophorida, Plakinidae. The coding region runs from base 1 to 1911 and encodes 636 amino acids. The transcript is spliced from 15 exons.
AUGUCUACUUUUGAACAGCAUAAUCUUCUGUUGAUGAAAGGUCAGCGACUAAUGUACAAAUGGUGUGCACAGUUGCCUCGUUACCUCCUUUUACUCCGACUCCAACCUGACCAUAUGGAAGCAAGAUGUCUUACAUUACUGAGCUGCAGGAACAAUAGUACCUCAAACGGCGUGAAGGAUGUACUGAACACGAAGUUGGGAACAACUAGUGCUCGUCUUUUUCAGAAAGGCUUGAAGGCAGAAAGAACCACUGCAGAAUUGACUCAGAUAGGUAGGGAUGUCUUCACACGUAGCAGGAAGAUCACGGACUGGAUGACAAGAUUAAAGAUCGUGAAAUGCACUGUCACUGCUGUGGACAGCGAGAAUCCUCAUGUGAAGAGUCGUGCUGCACCUUCUCUACAGAAUCAGUACAAAUGCACCUCAUUUGAGAGGAGCAAACGUUUGAGUAUGAGUCAGGACGAUCAUCCUCGUCUACCUUUUUGUGUGAAUCAGCUUCAGGUAGCACUGACAGUGAUGACGUCAUUUCCAUUAGUGGAAUUGACCAAGGGACGAACACAGUUAUCAGCUGUCAACUGGAUUGAGAAGUGUGACUAUGCGGCUACAUUAGAUGAGAUGGGGUAUUACUUACUUACUUGUAAGAAGGGUGGUGGCUCAGUUUUGUCACGCAACUCACUUUUGGCUGCUUGUGCUGAUCCUGCACUUUGGCAGACAGGUGUCAUACCUGAUGAUGUUGUUAAACGAGCAAAAGAGAUCUUAGGUUCAUGUGAUGGACAGAGUAUGGGUUCGUACAGUGAUUCACAGGGAGUGAGAAGUAUAAGAGAACAUGUUACUGAGUAUUUGGAAACAAGAGACAGUCAUUGUGCUGAUAUAAGCAACAUUUUUAUGCUAAAUGGAGCAUCUGAAGGAGUGAGGAUGAUAUUAAAGCUUAUCAAUUGUGGUGAGGGAAAGGAAAGAAGCGGUGUAAUGAUUCCUGUUCCUCAGUAUCCUCUCUACUCAGCUUCACUAACUGAGUUCAACUUACCAGCAAUUCCAUAUUAUUUGGAUGAAUCAGAUGGUUGGAAGCUGAAUACGGACAACUUGCAUUCUGCUGUACAAGAAAGCAGUAAAUUGUGCAAAGCAAAAGCAUUGGUUGUUAUUAAUCCAGGAAAUCCAACAGGGCAAUGCUUGUCAAAGACAAACAUGAUUGAAAUUGUCGAGUUUUGUAUUAAAGAGCAACUUAUAUUGAUGGCUGAUGAGGUGUACCAAGAUAAUGUGUAUUCAUCUGAUUUAAUGUUUCAUUCCUUCAAAAAGACAGCAAGAAACAUGGGUUUGACAGACAAAGACUUAAGGCUUGUUUCUUUUCACUCAGCAUCCAAAGGUUUUGCUGGAGAGUGUGGACAACGUGGUGGGUAUAUGGAGGUCUUGGGAUUUUGUGAUGAUUUCAAGCGGCAGCUGCUGAAAACAGCUUCAGUCAGGUUGUGCCCUGCAGUAGCUGGCCAGAUUGUAAUGGAUGCAGUUAUUAAAGGACCACGCAAAGGUGAAAAAUCAUAUGAACUGUAUGCAAAGGAAAGAAAUGAUGUUUUUCAGUCUUUGAGAACUAAGGCUCAGCUGGUGACUGAAGAAUUGAAGCAGGUUAAUGGCAUUGAGUGCAAUCCUGUCCAAGGGGCAAUGUAUGCAUUUCCAAGGAUUAACAUUCCAGAGAAAGCACGAGUAGCUGCAAUGGAAGGAGAUACACCUUUAGAACCAGACGCAUUCUAUUGUCUUGAACUUUUGAAAGCCAAAGGAAUUUGUGUUGUACCUGGAAGUGGCUUCAAACAGUUACCAGGAACAUACCACUUUCGAAUGACUAUACUGCCAUGCUUAGAAGAUCUCAAGAGAAUAACUGAAGACAUUGCAGAUUUCCACAGAGACUUCACUAAGAAAUAUUCCUAGCCAGUUUGUAGCUAAUAUUCCAAAAUCAUCAGUCUUUUGGCUACCAAGGUGGUGGUGCACAUUUUGGUCAUUUUGUGAAGUCUCAAUAUAUUUGCAAGUUAAUAAUAAAUGUGAAUA